GUGACUUUCUUCUCUUCUGCACUGCUUUUUCUCUCUCUCUCUUUCUCACUCUGCGCGGAGCUCUCAUUCUUUGAAUUCUCACGCAUUCACGCACUCCCUUGGCCUUUUCAACUCUCUCGCUCUUCGCUCUGCUGGAAAACAUGGCGUUUUCCAGCGAACGCCGACCUCUCGACUGCUCUCUCCCUCACGAGCUCACCUGCGAGACUCCCUGCCCCAGCCUCAAGCUCUACUUCCUCAUCGGAAUCCUCAGCCUCUCUGCGCUCUCCAUCGCUCUCCUUAUAUACCUCUGCGUCCUUCUCAGCCGGACCUCGAAGAAGCGCGAAGUGCCAGCAAAAGGGACGAAUUCUCGAGAAUCAGAUGGACCUUUCUACGAGGUUUUUCUAAGUUUUCAUGGACGAGACAACCGUCAUGGAUUCACCGAUUUUCUUUACCGUGGCAUGGUUGAGACCGGGAUCCUCGUCUUUAGGGAUAAUGAAUCCCUCCAUGUCGGUCAAAGAAUCGGCGAUGAACUUCUACAAGCCAUCCAAAACUCCAAGAUCUACGUUCCCAUAUUCUCUGAGAAUUAUGCGUCGAGUCACUGGUGCCUCCGAGAGCUUGCAUAUAUGGUUGAGUGCACCUCCAAAUCUAAUGGGAAAAAAGAGAUUUUGCCCAUUUUCUUGGAUGUGGAGCCUGACGAUGUCAAGCUCAAAACAGACUUAUACCGCAAAGAUCUUUCAGCGCACCAGAAAAAGUUCCGUACUGAAGUUGAAUCAUGGAAAAAGGCUCUCAUUGAAGUGGACGAGAUAAAGGGAUGGAACUGGAGGAAAGAUGAAGGGCAAGCAGAUCUGACACAAUCCAUAAUUAAAACUGUGUUGGAUAAGCUGAAAGUCAGAUAUAAAAGGAUUGUGCCUGAAGAUCUAGUUGGAAUUGACGAUCGUGUGGAAGCUAUAAUCAAAAUGUUGGAUUUGAGAUCUAGUAGCGUACAAUUUCUCGGAAUCCACGGAAUGGGCGGAAUUGGCAAAACAACACUUGCCAAUGUCAUUUUCAACUGCCUGUCUUCUCACUUUAAAGAUUGUUAUUUCCUUCCAGAUGUCCGAGAGUUGUCACAACGCAAUGGACUGCCAUAUUUGCAAAAAUUGUUGCUAUCCAAGUUCCUUGGUUCUAGUUCUCAUCUUGACAAUAUUCAACACACGGAUGAGGGGAUCAACAUGAUAAAGAGAGUUCUUGGGGAUAGAAAAGUUCUCAUCGUCUUGGAUGACGUGGACGGGAAAGAGCAACUCAAAAGUCUAGCAAAAGAAGGUGAUUGGUUCGGUUCUGGUAGUAGGAUUAUCAUAACUACUAGGGACCAAAGGGUCUUAAGGAUUGUGGGAGAAGCAACAGGUGAAGGCCAUUUAGAAAAGUCUACAAAAGUUUUGACUUACGAAGUACGUGAACUAGAAUUUGAAGAUGCUCUUAAGCUUUUUCGUAAGCAUGCCUUUAGAAGAGACUCUCCACCAGAUCAUUAUGGCUCCCUUUCAAAUGAGAUUGUCUCCACUUUGGGAAUGCUUCCUUUAGCCCUUGAGGUUAUAGGUUCAUCCCUUAACAAUGAACCCAAAGAAUUCUGGGAAGCCACGUUGAAGAAGCUAAAAGAUGCUCCUCCCGAUGAAGUCCAAAGUAAAUUGAUGAUAUCUUUUGAUAAGUUAAAUAAUGAACAAAAGCAAGUAUUUUUGGAUAUAGCUUGUUUUUUUUUGUUAAUGAGGAUAAAACAUACCCUCUUCGUAUGUGGGAUGCCUAUGGAUACCAUCCAGACGUUGCCAUUAAGGUCCUCUUGCUCAUGUCCUUGAUCAAAAUUAAAGAUGGCAAUACUUUUUCGAUGCAUGAUCAAGUGCGAGACCUUGGAAGGGAAAUUGUACGUCAGGAGAACAAAGAAUCCUGUAAGCGUAGUAGAGUGUGGAAUCAUGAGGAUGGCUUGAACAUUGUGAAGCAAAAAAAGGGAAGUAAGAAAAUAGAAGCACUGUCAGUUGGAUUUGGAUUUGAUCAGGAAGUCAUUAUUCUGAAGGAUGAUCAAUUUGCUGAUUUACGAAACCUGCGGUUCUUUCGUGGGAGAAGGGUGUCCUUCGUUGGAGAUUUCAAUAAUCUUCUCUCAAAUUUAAGAUGGUUUUCUAACUGUUAUUAUUCUUCUACGCUUGAGGCAAAAAACUUUUGUCCAACUAAUUUAGUCGUUCUUGACCUUCGAUCCAGUGACAUUUCAGAAAAAAAUAUUGAUUGGAUCAAGGCGGCAAGGAAACUAAAAGUCCUAGAUCUCAGCUAUUGCUAUAACUUGAGGAGAACACCUGAUUUAUCUACAUUGGUGUCUUUGGAGAUUUUGAAAUUAAUAGAUUGUGAACUUUUGGAAAGUAUCGAUUGGAUCGAAGUACGAUACGAGUCUCACUCCUUGUAUUCAUAAAUC
Messenger RNA from Eucalyptus grandis, 2407 nucleotides. RefSeq names its product TMV resistance protein N-like. The transcript is spliced from 4 exons. The record is from RefSeq and is a predicted model, not a curated record. Gene Ontology annotation, biological process: defense response; signal transduction. Lineage: Eukaryota; Viridiplantae; Streptophyta; Magnoliopsida; Myrtales; Myrtaceae. Gene Ontology annotation, molecular function: ADP binding. The coding region runs from base 141 to 1802 and encodes 553 amino acids.